UUCAACAGAUAUUUGAACCAAUCAAAUGAACUUUAUGGCCUGUAAAUGACCUUACACCUGGGCUAAACCAGAGCAUUUAAGCAAAACCUGAACAAAUGCAUUUAACAAAUACUUGAAGAAUUUGUUAAUAAUCCAUUCAAGCUAAACAAUUUGAGGCAACUUGAGCAUUUCUCAAACUACCGAACACUGUGCGAGUAAAACUACCACUCACAUUGCACCAAGGGUUGAGGCUUUGCUCUGUUAUUUUCUCUUUCAAAUUGACAAAAAUGCAAAAUAAUAUGUAUGAACAUAUUUUUUUAUUAAUGUUUAGAACAGAAAAUCAGAACAUGAAUUAAAAAAAGCCUUCAAUGUUAGAAUAGACAUUUAUAAAACUCCAGCCAAAACUGUUUAUUAGUGCUGAAGCUAUACAUAUAGAUUCAUCAAAUAAUUGUGAUAUGUAGCAUUAUUGGAGCUAUAGAUUCAAAGAAUUAGUAUUGUGGAUUUGGAAAUGGCUCCAAAGAAUUAGUAUUGUGGAUUGUGUAUUGUAUUAUUGAGAUGGAGAGGAAAAGAAUUAGUACACCAUUGGGAUGUUGUUUGAGACCAUUGUUGUGAAGGGUGGUUAUAAAAUUGUAGUAUAAUUGGGGACAAACUACAGAUGUGGAGUUGGAAGACCAGUGGGGGCUUUCAACUUCCAUCAUUUAGAAUAGGGAAAUAAAAUAUUGGUCAUUUUCAUGUUAUUUUGCUAUUUUAUUUUACUUCCCAGACUACAUAAAUUCGUAUAACAAUUAUCUUGUGUAUUUCUGAAGUAGUUUAACAAAACAUGACAGCACAAGACAACCACAGUACGAAAAACUUGAGAAAAGAAAAUGCCUAAUCAGGACACACCAGUAAACUAGCAUUUUCAAUAGUUAACCUAAAUUCAAAAUGAAAUUCUUUCAGUUAUUCUCUUUCAUUCCGCACACUACAUCAUAUUAGUUCAAUUUAUAACAUGAACAAAAAAAUCAAAGGAGUAUAUAGAUAGCGUCCUCCACGUCAACUGCCACUUCAUCAUGGCCACCGAGGAUGUGUGCAUGUGGCUUUGGACAUUGCGUUGUCAAGAUAUCAUGAUCCGCCAAAAACCCUGGUCGUGCGUACUACGUUUGUCGUAGAACUACAGUGCGUUUGUGUUGCCCCUUUCUUAUGCACUUAGUCAUGUCGUCGUUCAUUUGUGGUUGUGUUACAUAGUAUGCAUGCUAACUAUUUACUGCACUUUUGUUUGGCAGAUAUGUGUUGCGUGGGUUGGUUGGUGUGACGAGUUUCACAACACCAGAUUUGGUACUUACCAGCCAUAUAAUGAUGUCGAUAUGGGGUUACGGGAAGACGUUGUGCACAUAGAUCAGAGCCUACGUACGCUUAGGACGGUCGUCAGUGUUUUGUGCGUUGUUGUUUUGGUGUUGUUGUUUCGGAUGUGAUGCAUUGUCAUGGAUAUUGCUGCGUAGUUACUUUUUGUAUCACAUAUGUACUUGUUGUCAGUUACGUGUUCGUCCUGUUACAAAACAUUUCCCCAAUGUGUAAUACAAACCGACUUUGUCUUUUACAAAGCGUUGUACUAUUUGUUGUUAUUAUUGCAGUAAUUGUGUUUACACUUCGAUUUCACUUUUGGGCAUGCAAAAAAUAUCUACUAUACUUUCUUUGACACUGAUAUUUCAUUAAUUUUACAAGCAGGAUAGCACUGCUUAUGGCAACAAAUCGAUCAUCACCCCGUACCCCUUCCAAGUCUCGAGGUAACACUGUCAUAUCAACCCAACCCCAGUCAGUCCACGUAUGCCAAUUCGACAGUGACAAUACAAAGCUAUUUCUUUAACUCGUCAUUGCUGAAAUGGAAGUUGGUAAUCGACAACCAUGCGGAUUGUCCAUGGCCGGGUAUAAGAACGUUGCGAACAAAUUUCUAGAGAAAACCGGCCUGCUACAUUGGGCCAAACAAAUGAAAAACAAGUUUGACAACUUGAAGAAAGAUUGGGUAGCAUGGAAGAAGUUAGAGAAUGCCAGCCACGACUUGACAGGGCUUGGGUAUGACCAUGAGACGGGCUUGUUCACUGCACCUGACCAUUGGUGGGCCAAAAUGCAAGCGAUGAACAACCGAUGUGCUAAGUUCAAGAGUAAGCCUCUAAAGCACUUGGACCUCAUGGAGCGGGUGUACUCUGGCGCAACAGCGACUAGGAAACAUGCAUGGACUCCAACAGAAGUGCGCGAUGAUGCUACUGCUGCGACCAAUGCCAAUGAGGAUAGUGGGAUGGGACCUCUCAGUGUAGGCACACCACCACAGCGGGGCCAUGACAUUUUCGGGGAGAACGUGGUAGAUAGUAACCUAUUUGACAAUGCUCUCCUCCAGUCAGUUGUGGAUGGAUCAGCCAAUGCAAAACAUCGCAAGCGGCCAGCACCUGGUACUGUCACUAGUAACAUGGACAAUCUCGUAGAAGCAGUGAGCAAACAAAGCUGGGAGCUGAAAAUUGCGCAAUAUGUUGUCACUGGUAAAGGUGACAACACUGUGGGGAACUGUCUUGCAAGGCUUAUGAGCACACUUGGAUUAGAGCCCGGCGGUAAGUUAUUCUCAUUCACAUACGGCAUAAUGGAUUCACUCGAUAAUCGGGACAUCAUCAUGGCCCUCUCCAUGAAUUACAUUGUCAACUAGUUGAUAGAGAAGCGUGCCUGCACGUCGGCCAAUGUUGGUAGGGAUCGUGAACGGGGGACACAGCUGUUCGGGAGUGGUGGUGCUGUUGAUUGGACUAAGCCUCUAUAGUUGGAUUGCCAUUUUAGUAUUUGCUUAUCAUGAGACUGUAGUUUAUUUUUAGUUGGUGUUUUUGUCGACUCUUUUGUAUAACAAUCUGUGUGUUUUUUUUUUUGCUGUGGUGCACAUGCGAGACUGUUUGCAUUCUUUUUAUUUUGGUCUGGACGUUUAUUUAUGAUUAUGCAAGACUUGGGUACUAUCUGCGAGUGUACACGCCACAAGAUGACACUGUUG
Messenger RNA from Camellia sinensis, 2980 nucleotides. Lineage: Eukaryota; Viridiplantae; Streptophyta; Magnoliopsida; Ericales; Theaceae. The record is from RefSeq and is a predicted model, not a curated record.